UGACAGAACUAUCGAGCAACUUGCACUAGUAGCAGAAACAGCAAAUAAUUAUAGAGGCAGCAAAGAAACAUCAAGUUGUAGCCCGCAACAGAAUGCCGACGUUGCUGCACGCCUGCCGUGGUCGUGUGCUGAGUCCCACGACGAGCGUUGUUGGUUCCAUGGUGUUUCUUGUUGGUUUUUCGGUGACGGGGAUGAUGGCGCCGCUUGGCUGCCGAGCCGCGGAGAAUCACGGAACGUCUCCAAAAAUGUCGUUGGCAGAUCUUCCGGAACCAGUGCUAGAAAGAGUUGCGGCCGGCAGCGCCCCGCCCCCGGGGGCGGACACGCGGAAAGUCGCAGCCCAUUUUCGGAAGUAUCAAAUGCAAAAGUGUCUGUGUCUGGAAGAUUGCGGCUUGUCAUUCUAAAUCCGAAUCAUGCAAAAAUGAAUCUGUGUUGUGGUUGCCUGUCCACUUUCGACCAAGUUGGGAGGGAGCUUCUCAUGCAGGAUAGGCAUGACAGAGACCUCGCGGACUCUGUAGUGCUAGGUCCCGCAUUCCAAACCUCAUGGGUCAGGUCAUGCUCAUGGGAAACCUGCAUGACAAGUUUACACCCUUCCAGACCCAGACAUAUUUGCAGUUGAUAGGAACCUGCUUCGUGCAACGUGUACGAAUGCUCCAUGGAACUUGCCGUAUGUGGUAUCACAAUGAAAAAUGCCCCCACCCCCGAACUUGGGAGCAUUUGUAUUGCAAGCCUUUCCACCAAGUGAAACACUCGCCCUCUUGCAUCUAUCAGCAUUACAGGUUUCCAAUCGUGAAUAGAAAAAAUUUGUAUUGCAAAAGACCCCAGCAAGAGCGGCGCUUGUCAUGCAAGCGAUGCGAUACACGCCUAGGCUCUGCAUCAGAAAGAUUCAUACUCCUUUCAUGCAUGACAAAAAGUUUUCAUUUGGAAACUUCGCAUCGCAAAUUUUUGCAAUUUCAGGGGUGGGUGGCAGUUUUCACUUUAAUAUGUGGAUCGCGCGCAAGAAUUGGGCACAGAAUUGCGCAAGUUAGUUGAAGCCUUUGCUGCGGUCAAGCGGAUACCCAUUGCAAAAGCAUCUUCGCACUUGGUAUAGUAUCUAAAUCGCAUGACAAGAAAGAAUGGAAUUUGUAUAAUAGGCGGAUUGUGGUCCAUAGACCAUAGAUCUGUCAUGCGUGGCUGCGAUUACUAGAUAGAAGUACGAGUGCGAUAUAAAAACUUUUGCCUGGGAUAGCAGAAGCGUGCAGAGCGGGCGGGGCCUUUUCAUCCCAAACUCGCUGCGGUAGACAAAACCUUUGCCGGGUUACUUUCCCGCCCUCGAGAAUCGAAGCCGGAGGAGUCGCUCCUGCUGGCAGAGUUGCUGCAACCUUAUCUUCCGACGUGGCAUGAUGAUCGGUACGGAAAUUAUGCUGGUGAAGAUCCCCGUGGACUAGCUCGACGGGCUCAACGCAGUGUAUGGCGUUCUCAAAUGUUUACAUUCUCAACUGUUGCGUGAGUUUGUAAUGCAAGAGUGCCAAAAUCGAAAGGGGGAAGAUUGCGCCUUUUGCACUACAGGGUUGGCACAGAUUGAGAUUCUAAUCCUAUUUUGCGAGUCGCGAACUUGUCAUGCGAAGCAGCUUGAUCAUGUAGGUACUCAUGGCAAACUUACAUGACAAAUCAUGUAUUAACAUUUGAGAGUGUAACGUUUGAGAACCCCAUACAGUGCCUAUCCGAAACUUCUGAAGAUCCUCGAGACCGGGCUGCAAGCAGUGCCGCCACGCGCCGAAUUUGGAUUUGCCUUUGGGGUGAAGGAAGCUGAUGGGCCGCGCGCCGAAUUUGGAUUUUUGAUGGGCCCAAAUGGGAUCGCGGUUAAUAUGAUGGAGCCCGUGCGUCUUUCUCAGGAAAUUUUAGCAGCUUUCGACUUUCUCGGCCUUGCCUUUGAAGCCCCUCUGGAUUACACCGACGAUGCCGGCUUUCGGACUGGAACGUACCUCAGAAUGCAGGCUGCAAAAGUGGAGGUGGAGAACCCGAGUCCGAGCGGACCCCAACAGGAGCAGGGCGAAGAGUACUUGCUGACAUUGGAGAUAAAGCUGGUGGCGCCACGACCAGUUCCAGUGUUUGACCCCUGGUUGACAUAUGGCGCGCCGUAGUUGUAUGAUGAAGCACUGAAACUACCAAGGCGCACAUGCAUAUGCAAGCCUUCGCUGGCCGGCAUUGCGCGUCGUGCGUGGAAUCAAGAGGUGGAAGAAGAUCUGAUUUAUUGCCACACCUGUGAACAAUUUUUACCCUACUAGGAAAGUAGGGAACAAGAUGAAAGGGCAUUUAUAGCAUUUGGCGGAGGUUCAUUAAAAUCAUUAUUAUACGAGAUAGAUUGUACUUGUAGAUGUACUAGCUCAACAGUGGUCGUUGACAUUCCAGCGUUUGACCACUGGGCGUAGUUGUAUGAUGAAGCACUGAAACCAAGUCGAGCUGCGCCACGCAUAAUUAACAACUUCUUCACUUAUCCCAGCAUGACCCGAGAUACAACAUACAAGAGGCGGCCUGAGCAGGAAGGCCUCUAAGAACUUAUGUAUGAAUAUAGAACGAGAGACAGAGAUUUCUACAUCGGAAGUUACAAACUCGCCAUAUUCAUCCGCAUAGGGGCUGUUCCUCCUCCUGCCUACAGUGCCAGUAUGCUUCUCGGUCAAUGAUGCUUCUGGCAGAUAGAACAGAUUUAGAGCAUCAGCUCUCGAUCAUGUCUAGAACACGUGACCAAACACGAUGCAUUGUCGGAGUACUUAGAACCGUCGAAAACAGGAGCAAAAGUAUCGACACCCUUCCAAUUUAAGUUUUUUGGGCAAAAGUGUAAUUUUGUUCUUCCCCCCGCCCGGCAGCUUGCAGGUGGAAUAAAUGAUCGAGAAAGAACGCCGCGCCCGGCUCUCAACUAAGC
Molecule: messenger RNA, 2899 nt
Organism: Amoebophrya sp. A120
Lineage: Eukaryota; Dinophyceae; Syndiniales; Amoebophryaceae
Source: the annotation of a GenBank genome assembly